UUUAGUUGGUGACGGGAGAAGCAAUAAUAUCUUAAGUUAGGUGCGUAAUAUUGAUCUAUUGAUAGUAGAGCUAAUCUCUGAGGUGUGGUGCGGCUGAUAGUGUUCAGUGGUAUGGAUGGCCCUGGCCUGGCCUACAGAGUUGGCUCGCUAUGGGAAACCAUGGUUCUACCACACUGCAGGCUCGGACUAUUCUAAUUGGAAAACAAGACGACACAGUGUAUCCUGACAACAGAGUCAUUUCAUAUAAGUAUACACCAUGGAACUACUUACCAAAAAAUCUAUGGGAACAAUUCAGAAGGGUGGCCAACUUCUAUUUCCUGUGCAUGGGAAUCAUAUCCGCUGUAAUCCCAGACAGUCCAGUCAGUUCAUGGGCAACACUGGGACCUCUCAUGUUUGUGGUGAUGGUCAGUGCGAUCAAACAAGGAUAUGAGGACAUCCUUCGCCACAAAGCAGACAACAAGAUCAACAAUUCACUUGUGACAGUAGUUAGAGAUGGUGUAGCUCAGGAAAUCACUUGCAAGAAGAUAUGUGUUGGGGACAUUGUGAGGGUAGGGCUGGAUGGGGAGAUUCCCUGUGAUAUGGUCAUGUUGAUAUCCAGCCAUCCAGACUCUAAGGCAUACAUCACCACAGCUAACUUGGAUGGCGAAAAUAACCUUAAGACAGUAGAAUGUCCCUUGGACACAGACCUGACGGUAGAUCACCUUCCGUAUCUCUCUGGACACAUCAGCUGUGAGUCUCCAACGGUAGACCUCUACCGCUUCCAUGGAAACAUCAGUCUGUCUCUCUCUCAAGGGGAAGGAGAUAUAGAAACACUUAAUCCAGCUUUUGUUAAGGACGGUUACAUGAUGGAGUCAUUGCAUGGAGACUCGUGUCGUGGUCGCCACCGCUGCAGUUUCAGCAAGCUACACUUCCUGGCACAGCAGGAGUAUUCUGCCCCUCUCACAUCAGACAACCUGCUGUUGCGAGGGGCUCGGCUGCGCAACACAGAGUACAUAUUUGGUUGUGCGGUUUACACUGGACAAGAGACCAAGUUGGCCUUAAACUCUACUCUGACAAUCAACAAAUUCUCUAUUGUUGAAAAAUCGAUCAACCUUUUUUUGUUCUUCUUCUUUGCACUGCUGUUGGUAGAAGUGUUUGUAAGUGUGAUUUUGACUUUUUACUCCAGGACAUACACAAAUAAAAAUGAAAAUCUUUGGUACAUGGGAAUUGAAGACAGUUUCAGUAUUAGUGAAUUUGUCGAAGACAUACUUAUCUACAUUGUUCUGUACUAUUAUAUCAUUCCAAUCUCUCUCUACAUUACUAUAGAAUUGGAGCGGUUCUUUGGCAGUUUCUUCUUUGGGUGGGACCAAGAGAUGUUGUGUGAUGGACAAGCAGCAAUCUGCAACACUUCUGACCUCAAUGAAGAGCUUGGCCAGGUGCAGUAUCUGUUCUCUGACAAGACGGGGACGUUGACAGAGAACGACAUGCACUUCCGCAGAUGUUCGGUGGACGGCAGCUUGUAUUGUGAGAGAGAAGGCAGAUUGAUGGUGUUGCCACCUUCAGGAUCCACCCUCUCUGCCACACCACUCCCCCACUGGCCUCCAGAAGUGGAGCAGUUUCUGCUAGCCAUGGCACUGUGUCACACUGUGCAGACUCUGGAGCAGACGACAGUUGACUGUCCGCAGUACCAGGCCUCUAGUCCUGAUGAGAAGGCCCUUGUUGAGGCUGCCGCAAGGUGUGGAGUGGUCUACCUCGGCACCUCGGCUGGACUGAUGUCUGUCUCUGUCAGAGGUCGAGUCAGGAAUUACAAGAAACUACAAACCCUGGAGUUUACCUCAGAUCGUAAGAGGAUGUCAGUAGUAGUGUCGGACUCAGUGGAUCAAGUGUGGCUCUACAGUAAAGGUGCCGAGACCUCUAUGAUGCCCCUCAUGAAGACUGGUCCCAUAAAGGAAACUAUCAGACACUACACAGACUUUUCACUGAGAGGUCUUCGCACACUGGUGUUUGGCAUGCGCAGACUGGAUGGCGCAGAAUACCAGAGCCUGGCACGCAUUCUGCGUAACGCCCGCAGUGUGAUAGACACUGAGCAGAGGGAGAGGUUACUGACCGAGGCCUUCGCUGGCCUGGAGCAGUGUCUACAUCUACAGGGGGCAACAGCUGUGGAGGACAGACUUCAGGACAACGUACCAGAGACUUUAGAGCUGCUCAAGACUGCUGGCAUCAAGGUGUGGGUGCUGACCGGGGACAAGGUAGAGACUGCUCUGAAUGUUGCUUAUUCUUGUGGCCACUUCAAGCUCGGCACCCAGGAGUUGGACCUCAUAAACAUCAGCAAUGAAAUUGAUUGUGUCAGUGCUCUUAGAGAUGUUGCGGACCGCAUGGCUAGAGAACCACUGGCUCAGUACGGCCUGGUACUGGACGGCCCCACAGUGAUGGUAGCACUGACACAUGCCCCGAUGUUGCUACAACAAGUAGCCCUUGACUGCACCAGUGUGUUGGGCUGCAGACUCUCACCUAGACAGAAGGCUGAGAUGGUGAGGAUGGUGAAGAGGUCGCAAGGGAGACCCGUGGUGGCCGCAGUGGGUGAUGGUGCCAACGACGUGUCCAUGAUACAAGAGGCCAACGUUGGAUUUGGUAUCAUUGGAAAAGAAGGUCGCCAGGCAGUGCGGUGCUCUGACUUUGCCUUUGCCAAGUUCCACUGUCUCAGUCGAGCCAUGCUUGUCCACGGCCAAUGGUACUACUUGCGAGCAGCUACAAUGGUGCAAUACUUUUUCUAUAAGAACAUUGUCUUCAUUACUCCACAAUUGUACUUCUCUCUACUGAAUGGCUUGUCGCCGCAGCCACUCUACCUCAGUGUGUUCCUCGUCUUGUACAACACAAUCUUCACAGCCGCUCCCAUCAACAUUUACGCACUGCUGGAGCAAAACUACCCGUCCUCCAUGCUGCUCUCCGCACCUCACCUGUACAAGCGACAGAGAGGCAACCGUCUCAUGUCGUGGCCUCAGUUUGCUCAGUGGAUGGUUGUGGGAGUGUGGCAUUCGGUUGUUGUGUACUUUGUGCCGGCUCUGCUGGUAACAACCAACCCUGUGAUACUCGCAGACAACACUACCAUGGACCUGGUGGCCUUUGGCACCACUGUGCUCCACAACAUAGUACUUGUUGUCAAUCUCAAGUUGUGGAUCCAUAGCACAUUCUGGACAUCCCUUUUCCUCAUCUCCGUAGUUUCGUCUAUAGCCACUUUUAUGGUUUUUUGUUGUGUUUACAACAGUUUUGUGAUGGUAACUAAUUCUUUGCAGUCUCUCUACUAUGUGUACUUUCGACUACUUAGUUCAUACAAUUUCUGGUUUAUAUCACUACUGACAGUUACAUCCAGUUUAAUACCAGAUGUUUUAAUCAAAGUAUUCCAGAAUCAGAAAUUUGGAAGACCUCAGAUUCCUUCCUGGUUACCGAGUCGUAGGAGGGGAGUUUUUGUGCUGCCGACUCUAGAAUCCAAGUCCUGAAAUUUUUGAUUUCACACAUUUUGUCACAAAAGUUGUGUUUAUUACACUACGUGUAAAUCAUGUUCUUAGAUUUGUGUCUAAAAUAGGUAUUAGCAAUUUGUAACUAUUGUAUUUUGUAAACCAAACAUUACCUCUCUCAUGUGAUAUUUUUAUAAGUUUGAUUUUUAACUAAGGGUAGUCUAUAGGAACAUCAAUAAAACUGUGAUAGUCAAACACAUAA
Molecule: messenger RNA, 3696 nt
Organism: Macrosteles quadrilineatus (aster leafhopper)
Lineage: Eukaryota; Metazoa; Arthropoda; Insecta; Hemiptera; Cicadellidae
Product: phospholipid-transporting ATPase IF-like
Exons: 24
Coding region: 150-3476 (1108 amino acids)
Biological process (GO): phospholipid translocation
Cellular component (GO): endoplasmic reticulum; plasma membrane; trans-Golgi network
Molecular function (GO): ATP binding; ATP hydrolysis activity; ATPase-coupled intramembrane lipid carrier activity
Source: RefSeq, a predicted model, not a curated record